Molecule: messenger RNA, 4086 nt
Organism: Penicillium crustosum
Lineage: Eukaryota; Fungi; Ascomycota; Eurotiomycetes; Eurotiales; Aspergillaceae
Exons: 8
Coding region: 1-4086 (1361 amino acids)
Biological process (GO): transmembrane transport
Cellular component (GO): membrane
Molecular function (GO): ATP hydrolysis activity; ATP binding; ABC-type transporter activity
Source: RefSeq, a predicted model, not a curated record
AUGAUAAAUAAUUACCAUCCGUCAUCAGAUGAGACAAAGACACCCAUGCAGAAUUAUGAGGUUGAAACCGACGAGCCGUCGUCGAAGUCGUCCCAAACUGCAGCGGUAGGGGAAUCGAUUGCAGACAGUGUUAGGAACUUCCUUGAAAUUCGCCAGGCCACCAUUCCUGACGACGCCGGGGUGGUCUUCGACAAGAUAUCAGCAGUCGGAAGCGGAACCGGAUCGCAAGAUGCACCCACCGUCACGUCGGCAGCCCAGUCGGCCUUUGGGCUGUUGAGUCCUCUGCAAAACAGACAAAGGAAGCAAUAUUCUCGACCCAUCCUCAGCGGAUUCUCAGGCACUAUCAACCCCGGAGAAAUGUUAUUGGUAUUAGGUAGGCCGGGGAGUGGGUGUACAACUUUCCUGAAGACGCUGUCGGGCCUGUGGGAUGAAUACAAAGAGAUCCAGGGAGAACUCACUCUCGGUGGUCAUCCGCUACUAGAUGUGAUGAAGCAGCGGCCCCAAGAUAUUCUCUUUUGUGCCGAGUCUGAUGACCACUUUCCUACCUUGACCGUGGCAGAGACCCUGCGCUUUGCGACUAGAGCACGUUCUGGUCCCCAAGUCUCGGUCCGGGAAGUUGACAUGAUGGUGGUGAAGCUGGUUAAGCUAGUUGGUCUGGAAAAUGUCCUGAACACCAAGGUGGGAGAUGCGAAGAUUAGAGGAGUCAGUGGCGGAGAGCGACGGCGGGUGUCUUUGGCCGAGGCCCUGGCCACAUGUGCCCGCCUAAUCUGCCUGGAUAAUCCAACCCAUGGACUUGAUUCAUCGACGGCGGUCGAAUUCAUGGAGAUGAUGCGCGAGUGGACGACACAAACUCGAUGUGUCGCUGCGAUGAGUGUGUAUCAAGCAAGUGAUGCGAUUGUCUCCUACUUUGACAAAGUCUUAGUGAUCAAUUCUGGCCGUCAGAUCUACUACGGCCCAGUCCAGGAUGCAAAGGCAUAUUUUGAGGAUCUCGGGUUUGAGUGCUUAUCAACCACCACCAUUACCGACUUCCUCAAUGUGAUGUCCGCUGAUCCAGACGUGCGACGAGCCCAGGAAAAUAGGGAGAACCAGGUCCCACGAACAGCGGAGGAGUUUGAGCGUGCGUUUAGUGCGAGUCCCAUCUACCAGGAAAUGCAAAAGUCUGUGCGAGUGGCUAAGGAGCAAUCCCGAGCCCACCCCAAUCCCCUCGUGAAGACAUCGGCAUUUGCUCUACCCAUCUGGUAUCAGAUCUGGUACUGCGCAGCCCGCCAAUUUCGUAUCGUCACUAGUGAUUACAGCUUGUGGGCGGUGGAGCUCGCCACUAUAGUCGUCCAAAGUCUGGUUUUGGGUACGUUGUUCCGAAACCAGAAGCGGACGACUAAUUCCCUGUUCAUUUUUGCAUCUGCCUUAUUCUACUCGGUCCUAGUCCCGGCUCUGCAGUCUAUGGCUGAAUUUGGUAACGGAUUUGCUCAGCGACCGCUCAUCCUAAAGCAGAAACGAUACCAGAUAUCUCGACCGAUUGCCUAUGCGCUCGGCUUGAUUACCACGGAUGUUGUGUGGAAGGUGGCAGCCAUCUGCUAUAAUAUUCCCUUAUAUUUCUUGACGGGCUUCCAACGUACGGCUGGCAAUUUCUUCACUUGGUUCCUGAUUAUCUACAUAGAGCAUCUUACCCUGUCGAUGUUCUUCCGCUCGGUGGCGAUCUUCUCUCCCAAUAUGCAUCGAGCUGUUCUCCCGGUGGGGAUUUUCUUCAAUAUGUAUGUCCUCUACACGGGGCUCUACGUGCCCCCACCACAGAUGCAACCGUUAUAUUAUGCAUUUGAAUCGGUGAUGGUGAACGAAUUUAGAGACCUAAGCUAUCAGUGCAGUGCCUCAGAUUUGGUCCCAUCGGGGCUAGGAUAUACCGACAUGGCCCAUCAGGUCUGUGCGGUAGUGGGAUCGCAACCUGGAGAUCGUCUCCUGUCCGGGGCGUCGUACAUUCAUGCUCAGUACGGAUUUAAACCCUCCCACCUCUGGCGGAAUGUAGGGAUUAACGCGGCCCUAUUCGUCUUCUUUGCCCUUUGCUCUGGGAUCGGGAUGGAAAUGCUGAAAACACCCGCGGGUCAAUUAGCUACCGUGUUCUACAGGAAAGGCCCACGAGUACACCGACGUGAUAAAAUCGAUAGCGAAACAGGAUCGGACCGCGGAAAUGAAAGUUUGGAGACAUCGGCUGGCCAAAGCAAUGACUUGCAUCAAUUACAAGAACAUCAGUAUCCUGACAAGAGCCACAAUCUUACAUGGACCAAUCUCUGUCUUGACAUUAAAGGUAAGGAAGGCGAUCAACGUCUGCUAAGCAAUCUGAGUGGUUUGGUCAAGAGUGGACAACUCAAGGCUCUGAUGGGUGUCUCGGGGGCCGGGAAGACUACCCUCCUGAACGCACUCGCCGGUCGUUCCACUAUCGGGAAUCUCACAGGAACACUAGCACUGAACGGCCGAGUGCUUCCCACCUUCUUCCGAAGUAGAAUGGGAUACGUGCAACAGCAGGAUAUUCAUCUUCCCACUCAAACAGUGCGCGAGGCAUUGCAAAUGACGGCACGACUUCGACGCCCAGAGUCCAUCACUGUGGCAGACAAGAAUGCUUACGUUGAGAAGGUGAUUCAAUGGCUGGGUAUGGAACAUAUCGCAGAUGCCCUGGUUGGUGUUCCAGGGGCGGGACUCAACCUCGAACAGCGGAAGAAAGUUAGUAUUGGCGUGGAGAUGGCGUCGAAACCAGAAAUCCUCUUCCUAGAUGAACCAACCUCGGGUCUCGAUGGUCAAUCCGCCAUGUUGAUCGCUCGCUUACUUCGUCGUCUUGCGGACUCGGGCCAAGCCAUCCUGUGCACGAUCCAUCAACCGGCAGCCGAGCUCAUCGACCAGUUUGACGAGUUGUAUCUGCUAAGCCGCGGAGGGAAUUUGGUCUAUGACGGUCCUCUGGGAACACGCUGUCAGGAGGCAAUCCAGUAUUUUCGCCCACGGAGUCGCCCCUGCAGCCCAGAGGAGAACCCGGCAGAGUAUUUCCUGGCGGUUAUUGGGGCUGGAUCUCGCAAUGACGCCCAUAUGGAUUGGGCUGGUCUCUGGCGUAACAGCCAACUGACCAAGGAGCAAGAGAAAACAGAACAAAGCUUAAUCCCCGCCGCUGGGUACGCACCGCAGCUAGAGCAACAGUCGAUGUACUCAGUACCGUUCCAUGUGCAACUGUGGGUGGUUGUUCAACGAACGUGGUUGUAUUAUUGGAGAGAGCCGGAUUAUGUCACGUCGAAGCUCUGGAUGAGCGUUGGAAAUUCCCUCCUUAACUCUCUAACGUACCUACAGUCCCCAAACACCGAGCGAGGGGCGUACAAUAGGGUCUUUUCUGCCUUCAUGUCACUCAUCGUAGGCCCCCCACUAGGACUGCAGGUGCAGCCACGCUUUGUGACCUUGCGGGAUAUUUUUGUCCACCGGGAGCGAGAGAGUUUGACCUACCAUUGGAUGGCGUUUGUCUUAUCCUCAUUUAUCGUGGAAUUACCCUUUACAUUUCUCAGUUCGUUGGUCUAUUGGCUGCUGUGGUACUUCCCCGUUGGCUAUUUCACCACCCCCUCGCGCGCAGGGUAUAGCUUUCUUAUGUACGAGCUCUUUGGGGUAUUCGCCACCAGUCUGGCUCAGCUGUGCGCAUCUCUGAUGCCCAGCAUCGAGGCAGCUUUUGCCGCCAAUGGAUUCUUCUUCAUGUUCUGCAAUACCUUCGCGGGGACUCUUUCGCCAAAGCCAGUGACCCCCUCGGGUUGGCAUUGGUUUUACAAUAUCUCCCCCUCUUCUACCUGGGGGUCGGAGGUUUCAAUCUUCUACGCGGUAAAUGGCACAAGCUGUGGGCAGUAUGCUCAGGAUUUUCUGAAAACCGCGACGGGAUAUCUGCUCAAUCCAGAAAGCACGAUGGAGUGUCAAUAUUGCCGGUAUCGCGACGGACAAUCAUACUUUCAACAAUAUGGUUAUGAAUUUGCUCAUCGGCAUCGCAAUAUCGGCGUUUUCAUCUGCUUUAUUGCGUUCAAUUUCACCAUGGUUCUGGUGAUGACCUAUCUCACCAAAACGCGCCGUCAUUGA